Sungouiella intermedia is the source of this 5661-nucleotide messenger RNA. The record is from the annotation of a GenBank genome assembly. NCBI's taxonomy places the organism in Eukaryota, Fungi, Ascomycota, Pichiomycetes, Serinales, Metschnikowiaceae.
AUGUCUUACGAUAACAAUCACAACUACUACGAUCCUAACCAACAGCAGGCUCAUCCUGCUGAUGGUGAGGGUUACUACCAACAGGGUCCCUACGAUGAGAUGGGCCAGCCGGUCCAGCAGUAUCAGGAGGGUGGUGACUACUACGACCCAAACCAGCAGUACCAACAGCAACCUUAUGACGAUGGUUACAACAACUAUGGUCAACAGGCCGGCUACAAUGCCGACCCAGAAGCCUUUUCUGACUUCAGCUAUGGUGGCCAGAAUCCAGGUACUCCAGGUUACGACCAGUAUGGAACGCAGUACACUCCAUCUCAGAUGAGCUACGGUGGUCCUCGUUCGUCCGGUGCUUCCACCCCAAUUUAUGGUGGUAACCCAAACUACGAUCCAACUCAGUUCCAGUUAUCCUCUAACUUGCCUUAUCCCGCAUGGUCUGCCGACCCUCAGGCUCCAAUUAAGAUUGAGCACAUUGAGGAUAUCUUUAUUGACUUGACCAACAAAUUCGGUUUCCAAAGAGAUUCUAUGAGAAACAUGUUUGAUUAUUUCAUGACCUUGUUGGACUCCAGAUCCUCACGUAUGUCUCCGGCUCAGGCUUUGUUGUCUUUGCACGCCGACUACAUUGGUGGUGACAACGCCAACUACAGAAAGUGGUUCUUUGCAUCUCAGCAAGAUUUGGAUGACUCCCUUGGUUUCGCCAACAUGAACUUGGGCAAAUUGGGUAAGAAGGCUAGAAAGGCCUCCAAGAAGUCCAAGAAGGCUAGAAAGGCUAUCGAAGAGCACGGCCAAGACUUGGAUGCUUUGGCUUCCGAGUUGGAAGGCGAUUACUCUUUGGAUGCUGCUGAAAUUAAGUGGAAGGCAAAGAUGAAUGUCUUGUCUCCCGAAGAAAGAGUGAGAGACAUUGCUCUUUACCUCUUAUUGUGGGGUGAGGCCAAUCAAGUCCGUUUCACUCCAGAAUGUCUUUGCUUUAUCUACAAGACUGCUAUGGAUUACUUGAUGUCUCCUCAGUGUCAGCAGAGACAGGAGCCUGUUCCAGAGGGUGACUACUUGAACAGAGUUAUCACCCCAAUUUACAGAUUCUUGAGAUCUCAGGUGUAUGAGAUCUACGAGGGCAGAUUUGUCAAACGUGAGAAGGACCACAACAAGAUUAUUGGUUACGAUGAUGUCAACCAGUUGUUCUGGUACCCAGAAGGUAUUUCUAGAAUCAUUUUUGCUGAUGGCACUAGAUUGGUCGAAAUCCCCCAAGAGGAGAGAUAUUUGCGUUUGGGAGAAGUCGAGUGGCAGAAUGUUUUCUUCAAGACUUAUAAAGAAAUCAGAACUUGGUUGCAUUUCAUUACCAAUUUCAACAGAAUUUGGGUUAUUCACAUCGUCAUGUACUGGAUGUACACUGCUUACAACUCUCCAACGUUGUACACUAAGAAUUACAUUCAGACUGUUAAUAACCAACCAACUCAAUCUUCCAAGUGGGCAGCACCUGCUAUUGGAGGUACUAUUGCUUCUUUCAUUCAGAUUCUUGCUACUGUUUUCGAAUGGAUGUUCGUUCCAAGAGAAUGGGCUGGCGCUCAACACUUGACUCGUCGUUUGCUUUUCUUGUUGUUGAUCUUUUUCGUUAACCUCGCACCCGUCGUCUAUGUCUUUUACUGGGCUGGAUUGGAAGCCAUUUCUAAAUCGGCUCAAAUUCUUUCCAUUGUUUCCUUUUUCAUUGCCGUGGUUACUUUAAUCUUUUUUGCUAUCAUGCCCUUGGGAGGUUUGUUCACGCCGUACUUGAACAAGAGAUCCAGAAAGUACUUGGCUUCCCAGUUGUUCACUGCCAACUUCUACAAGUUAAAGGGCUUGGACAUGUGGAUGUCUUACUUACUUUGGGUCACUGUUUUUGCCGCAAAGUUUUCUGAAUCUUACUUUUUCUUGAUUUUGUCUCUUAGAGAUCCUAUCAGAAACUUGUCCACCACCACCAUGAGAUGUAACGGUGAGUAUUGGUUCGGUGACACUUUAUGUAAGCAGCAAGCAAAGAUUGUUCUCGGUUUGAUGAUUCUUGUUGAUAUGUUAUUGUUCUUCUUGGAUACCUACAUGUGGUACAUUGUUUGUAACUGUGUGUUCUCCAUCGGUCGUUCCUUCUACUUGGGUAUUUCUAUCUUGACGCCAUGGAGAAACAUUUUUACCAGAUUGCCAAAGAGAAUCUAUUCUAAGAUCUUAGCUACUACUGAGAUGGAAAUCAAGUACAAACCAAAGGUUUUGAUCUCUCAGGUUUGGAAUGCUAUCGUCAUCUCCAUGUACAGAGAGCAUUUGUUGGCCAUUGAUCACGUCCAAAAGUUGUUAUACCACCAGGUUCCUUCUGAAAUUGAGGGUAAGAGAACCUUGAGAGCUCCAACUUUCUUCGUUUCUCAAGAUGACAACAACUUCGAGACUGAGUUCUUCCCUAGAAACUCCGAGGCAGAGAGACGUAUUAGUUUCUUCGCCCAGUCUUUGGCUACUCCAAUUUUGGAGCCAUUGCCUGUCGAUAACAUGCCAACUUUCACUGUGUUCACUCCUCACUACGCCGAGAAGAUUUUGUUGUCUUUGAGAGAAAUUAUCAGAGAGGAUGACCAAUUCUCUAGAGUUACUUUGUUGGAGUACUUGAAGCAAUUGCACCCGGUUGAGUGGGACUGUUUCGUCAAGGACACUAAGAUUUUGGCUGAAGAGACUGCUGCCUACGAAAACGGUGACGAAGAAGACAAGAACGAGAACGGCUUGAAAUCAAAGAUUGAUGACUUGCCAUUCUACUGUAUUGGUUUUAAGUCCGCUGCUCCUGAGUACACCUUGAGAACCAGAAUCUGGGCAUCUUUAAGAUCGCAAACUUUGUACCGUACUGUUUCUGGUUUCAUGAACUAUGCUAGAGCCAUCAAGUUGUUAUACCGUGUUGAAAACCCUGAAUUGGUUCAGUACUUUGGUGGUGACCCUGAGGGAUUGGAAAUUGCAUUGGAGAAGAUGGCCAGAAGAAAGUUCAAGUUCGUCGUCUCCAUGCAGAGAUUGGCUAAGUUCAAGGAGGAUGAAAUGGAAAACGCUGAGUUCUUGUUGAGAGCUUACCCAGACUUGCAGAUUGCAUUCUUGGACGAAGAGCCUCCAUUGAACGAGGACGAGGAACCACGUGUCUACUCUGCUUUGAUUGAUGGUCAUUGCGAAGUUUUAGAGAACGGUAGACGUCGUCCUAAGUUCAGAGUGCAGUUGUCCGGUAACCCAAUUUUGGGUGACGGUAAGUCCGAUAACCAGAACCAUGCUGUUAUUUUCCACAGAGGUGAAUAUAUUCAGUUGAUUGAUGCCAACCAGGACAACUAUCUCGAAGAAUGUUUGAAAAUUAGAUCUGUCUUGGCUGAGUUUGAAGAAUUGAAUGUUGAACAUGUUAACCCUUACGCUCCAAACUUGAAGAACUCCGUCGAGGAGUCGGCUGCUCCUGUUGCCAUCUUGGGUGCCAGAGAAUACAUUUUCUCUGAGAACUCUGGUGUUUUGGGUGAUGUUGCUGCUGGUAAGGAACAAACUUUCGGUACUUUGUUCGCCAGAACUUUGGCUCAAAUUGGUGGUAAAUUGCAUUAUGGUCACCCUGAUUUCUUGAACGCUACUUUCAUGUUGACAAGAGGUGGUGUUUCGAAGGCACAAAAGGGAUUGCAUUUGAACGAAGAUAUUUAUGCCGGUAUGACAGCUAUGUUGAGAGGAGGUAGAAUCAAGCAUUGUGAAUACUACCAGUGUGGUAAGGGUAGAGAUAUGGGUUUUGGCUCUAUUUCCAAUUUCACCACCAAGAUUGGUGCUGGUAUGGGUGAACAAAUGUUGUCCAGAGAAUACUACUACUUGUCCACCCAGUUGCCAUUGGACAGAUUCUUGUCUUUCUACUACGGUCAUCCAGGUUUUCACAUCAACAACUUGUUCAUUCAGUUAUCUUUGCAAACAUUUAUGUUGGUCUUGGCUAACUUGAACUCUUUGGCUCAUGAAUCUGUUUUGUGUGACUACGACAAGAACGUUCCUGUCACCGACAGAUUGAAGCCAUACGGUUGUUACAACUUGGCUCCAGCUGUUGAUUGGAUCAGACGUUAUACUUUGUCCAUUUUCAUCGUCUUUUUCAUUUCUUUCAUUCCAUUGACUGUUCAGGAGUUAAUCGAAAGAGGUCUUUGGAAGGCCACUCAAAGAUUCUGCAGACAUUUCAUCUCUUUGUCUCCAUUGUUCGAAGUUUUCAUUGCUCAGAUUUACUCCACAUCUUUGUUUACUGACUUGACCGUUGGUGGUGCCAGAUAUAUUUCAACUGGUAGAGGUUUCGCUACUUCUCGUAUUCCAUUUUCUAUUUUGUUCUCGAGAUUUGCUGAUUCUUCCAUCUACUUGGGUGCCAGAUCCAUGUUGAUUAUUUUGUUUGGUUCUGUUUCCCACUGGCAAGCUCCAUUGUUGUGGUUCUGGGCAUCUUUAUCUGCAUUAAUGUUCUCUCCAUUUGUCUUCAACCCACAUCAGUUCGCUUGGGAUGAUUUCUUCAUUGAUUACCGUGAUUUCAUCAGAUGGUUGUCUCGUGGUAACACCAAGUGGCACAGAAACUCGUGGAUCGGUUACGUCAAGCUUUCUAGAUCUAGAGUCACUGGUUUCAAGAGAAAGUUGACUGGUGACAUUUCUGAGAAGUCUGCUGGUGACGCAAGCAGAGCUCACAGAUCCAACAUCAUCAUGGCUGACUUGUUGCCUUGCCUCUUCUACACCGCAGGUUUGUUUGUUGCAUACACCUACAUUAACGCCCAGACUGGUGUGACUAGAUGGGAAGUGAGUGGUAGAAGUUCUACUGAUCCUAUUCAAGUGAACUCUACCGUUAGAGUGCUUGUUUGUGCAUUGGCUCCUGUUGUUAUCAACAUGGGAUGCUUGGGUGUUUGUCUUGGUUUGGCUUGUUGUGCUGGUCCAAUGCUUGGAAUGUGCUGCAAGAAGACAGGUGCUGUCAUUGCCGGUGUUGCCCAUGGUGUUUCUGUUAUUGUCCACUUGAUUUUCUUCAUUGUUAUGUGGGUCUUGGAGGGAUUCAACUUCGCCAGAAUGUUGAUCGGUCUCAUCACUAUGAUUUACAUUCAGAGAUCUUUGUUCAAGAUUAUGACUUUAUUGUUCUUGACCAGAGAGUUUAAGAAUGACAAGUCUAACACUGCCUUCUGGACUGGUAAGUGGUACAACACUGGUAUGGGAUACAUGGCCUUCACUCAACCAGCCAGAGAAUUCUGCGCUAAGAUCAUCGAGAUGUCCGAGUUUGCAGGUGACUUCGUCUUGGCUCACAUCAUCUUGAUUGUUCAAUUGCCUAUUUUGUUCAUUCCAUUGAUUGACAGAUGGCAUUCCACCAUGUUGUUCUGGUUGAAGCCUUCGAGAUUGAUCAGACCUCCAAUCUACUCAUUGAAGCAGGCUAAGUUGAGAAAGAGAAUGGUGAGAAAGUACUGUACUUUGUACUUCUUGAUUUUGGUGCUCUUUGUCGUUAUCAUCGCAGCUCCAGCCGUUGCCGCCACACAUAUUCCUGAUGACAUUGGAACUUCUUUGUCUGGUGUUUUCCAAGGUGUCUUCCAACCAAGAGGAACCAGCAAGAACGAUACUGGUAAGGUCUCUUCUUGGUGGAGUUCGAACGACAACGUGAAAAUUACAUUCUGGAGUUUCACUCCAUCUCAUACGAAAACAUACACCACCAAGGCUUUCUAA